AUGGAGUUCCCUGAGCCUCACAUCCAUCCUCCACGUGAGAACCACACCCAUACAGCCAUUUUUUUACAUGGCCGGGGAAGCACUGGCCCGGAAUUUUGUAAUGACCUCUUCACCUCCUUGACUUCAAAUCUGAAGAACCUACCAGACAACCUCCCAAGCUGGCGCUGGGUGUUUCCAACUGCCAAGACGCGUUUCAGUUCGAGGUUCCAAGAAGACCAAUCCGCUUGGUUCGAUGUCUGGUCUAUUGACAACAUUGAAGAGCAACAGGAACUAUCGGUGGAAGGACUAAAGGAAUCAGUCUCUUACAUCUUGAAACUACUCGCUGAUGAGAUCGAGCGAGUCGACGGAGAUGCUAGUCGUGUUUUUCUCUGCGGGAUUAGUCAAGGCAUGGCAACCACCCUCUGGACUUUCUUUUGCGCUGCUGGGCAGAUCAAUCAACCUCUUGGAGGGAUAAUUGGGUUCUGCGGCUGGCUGCCCUUUUCUCACAAGGCAGAAGACUUGACACGGCGGCAACAGGCGAUGGAACUCUUACAACAAAAUGGCACCAACCAGUCCUUGAUGGAGCACAGUACCCUUGAUAACAAGCGACAGAUGUCCAAAUUGUUUCGCGACAUUAUUGACGAUCCUGGCCUCCCUGAAAUUGAUGCGUCCACGGAUAUUUCUAUCCUGUCAACCCCAGUGCUUCUAAGUCAUGGGAGAGAUGACCCGGUGGUGUCUAUUCGGCUAGGUCAUCAGGCAUCCAGAAUCCUGAAACAUCUGGAGGUGCCGAUGGAAUGGCAUUAUUACAGUGGUGCCGAGGCCAAUGGACACUGGAUCAAGGAACCCCAAGGGUUUGAUCAAAUCAUUGAAUUUAUCGAGAAACAGCUCCAUCGUGGCGAGUGA
Penicillium cataractarum is the source of this 882-nucleotide messenger RNA. RefSeq lists its product as uncharacterized. Lineage: Eukaryota; Fungi; Ascomycota; Eurotiomycetes; Eurotiales; Aspergillaceae. Gene Ontology annotation, biological process: protein depalmitoylation. The coding region runs from base 1 to 882 and encodes 293 amino acids. Gene Ontology annotation, molecular function: carboxylic ester hydrolase activity; palmitoyl-(protein) hydrolase activity. The transcript has a single exon. Gene Ontology annotation, cellular component: cytoplasm. The record is from RefSeq and is a predicted model, not a curated record.